AUAUAAGCAGGUUCCCACAGAAGAACUGGUCACACCUCGACUAACUCCUUUGGUUUUUCACUCGCCUUAGACAAGCGCAAGCCUAAUCAGAACCAGAAAGAUGGCCGUUGCCGCUAUGCUCGCUGCAGCUGAUGUGGAUGCUGCUAUUGCUGCCUGCCAGGCUGCUGACUCCUUCGACUACAAGUCCUUCUUCGCCAAAGUCGGUCUGACCGCCAAGUCCUCUGAUGACGUCAAGAAGGCUUUUGCCAUCAUUGACCAGGACAACAGCGGCUUCAUUGAGGAGGAGGAGCUGAAGCUGUUCCUGCAGAACUUCAAGGCCGGUGCCAGGGCUCUGACCGAUAAAGAGACCAAGGCCUUCCUUUCUGCUGGUGACAGUGAUGGUGAUGGCAAGAUUGGAGCUGAAGAGUUUGCUGCUCUUGUAAAGGCUUAAAUUUUCAUCUGACCAAGACCCUUCCAAAUUCAAGGAACCAGAACUCACGACAGCUCACACCUUUCUCAACUGAACUUUAUAUAUAUAUAUAUAUAUAUAUAUAUAUAUAUAUAUAUAUAUAUAUAUAUAUAUAUAUAUAUACAUAUAUAUAUACAGUAUAUCUUAUUAAUGAAUGACUUAUGGACAGUUUACUCAAUAUUGAGAACGAUGUCUGGAUAGGGUAUUGCUUGUGAAGUUUGAUUUCAAGCCCAUUGGCUUGUGCAAAUGUACAAUCUCAAAUGCACUUCUGGGGAAGAGUGAAAAGCAAGGAAUAAAUAUAGUUUUGGUGUAACACA
Molecule: messenger RNA, 765 nt
Organism: Myxocyprinus asiaticus (Chinese sucker)
Lineage: Eukaryota; Metazoa; Chordata; Actinopteri; Cypriniformes; Catostomidae
Product: parvalbumin beta-like
Exons: 5
Coding region: 101-430 (109 amino acids)
Cellular component (GO): cytoplasm; nucleus
Molecular function (GO): calcium ion binding
Source: RefSeq, a predicted model, not a curated record